GAGAGUCGGACGGUUGUCAGUUAGCGGGAGACCCGCGACGGUGUUGAGCGUGUUUUGAAUCGUACUACCCCGUUGUGUCAGAGAAAGCACGUGACUCAUGAGAAGCGGAAGUCGAGAAGGAAGAGGAGGAACGGCCCCGCCGAGUCCUGCGGUCAACAUCACAGCAAUGCACAGGAUCGCGUAUUGCGGUGCGUUGUUGCUGUUGGUUGCGGUAACAAGCACAAAUUCGACAAAAUGCUCGCGGCUCAUAGACGGUGUCACGAGGCCACGAGCCAGCGCCGAGGGCAAGUACCACUUUUUCGUGACGCUGUUCAACAGGACCGAACACGUGAACGAUUAUAUGCCAAACACCCGGUACAGUGUGAUCCUGCGAUCGGACAACACUGAUCAGGUACCUCGCAAGUUCACGAGAUUCCUCAUAUCCGUUGAAGCCGAGAACAUGAAUGAGACUGCCGACGCAGGUGUCUUUGAUCUUCAGGACGACAUGAUGACCAAAUUCGCAGAUAACUGUGCAAAUGCCGUCGUGGAGACGUCCAAAGUACACAAGAAUGAGAUAUCUCUGGUCUGGACCAGUCCUGCCGAAGGUAGCGGUUGCAUCCUUCUCAGAGCGACAGUAUUGGAGACACCGGACACGUGGUACAUGGAUGACUCCGAAUUAGUUAUCAACAUAUGUCAAGAUUCGAGAGCGGAGGCGGAUGAUCAAGGUCCGGUUUUGCAAGACUGCUGCGCCUGUGACGAGGCCAAAUACGAAGUGACUUUCGAAGGGCUUUGGUCGCGCAACACACAUCCCAAGGAUUUUCCGAGUAAGGGCUGGCUGAUUCGAUUUUCGGAUGUAAUCGGCGCGUCUCAUACCGGUGAAUAUCAUUUCUGGAAAUACAAUGGGAAAGCUAGUACCGGACUGCGACAAGUGGCCGAGCUUGGUUCGACGCGGAAGUUGGAGUCCGAAUUAAAAGCCAAGAGUGAAGACAUCAGAACUAUAAUAAAAGCCAGAGGGAUCAGUUAUCCAAAUGUGACGGGUAAAACUUUUGCUGUCUUCCGGGUGGACCGCAAGCAUCACUUGAUGUCCCUUGUGUCCAUGAUCGAUCCAUCGCCCGAUUGGAUAGUGGGUGUUUCCGGCUUAGAACUUUGCCUGCCCAAUUGCUCCUGGAUCGAACACAAGGAGCUGAAUCUGUAUCCUUACGACGCUGGCACCGAUGAUGGCAUCACUUACGUGUCACCAGACUCGCCGACGGAGCCGCAGGAAUUGAUACGGCGCAUCACGUCGACGUAUCCGAAUGACUCGAGAUCACCCUUUUACGAUCCGUCGGGGCUGGACAUGAAACCCCUGGCGAAGCUCUAUUUGAACAGGCAGAGAUUGUACGAGAAGACCUGCGACAUCGCCGGCGACCCGGAUGAUGCAGAAACCUGUAAAGUAACAUCUUGGGGCGAAUGGACCGCGUGUUCCGUUACCUGCGGUAGAGGACAUCAAUUGCGACAACGCCACUUCAUGGACGAAACGGCGAGCACGAGCAAGUGCAGUACAUCCCUCACGGAUCGACGUAACUGUUACAACACGCAGAGCCCUUCCUGCCCCGACAACGGUCGCCACGACGGCAUCCUCGAGAGUGACAAGUGCGAACUAACCACGUGGAGCUCGUGGUCUGCGUGUUCGUCGACCUGCGGCGAGGCCAGCAAGACGCGAGACAGGAAAUUCCGGAAGAAGAAGUUCCGGAAGCAGUGCAUGGCCGUGCCGAACGGGCCGCCGCUGCAGCAGUCCAUCGAGUGCGAAAACGACCCAUGCGAGGGCGAGGACGAGGAGGUAAGCGAAGCGGAAAGUCAGUUGGAGGAACAGGACUUUGAUUAUGCCUAUGAGAGGGCGGAUGCGGCAGGGGAGAUAACACAGGAGUGGCUACAGAAAUGUCCCCCCGACCGCUACACAGAGUGGUCCAUGUGGUCGCCGUGCACCUCCAGCUGCGGGCCCGGCGUCAAAGUGAGAUCCAGACUGCUGUGGGACAACAAGUCCUGGAUUAGUUCAGAUAGAAACGACAACGACGAGGACAAUCACGAGGAGUGCAAGAUACAGCAGGCCUCGUGCAUGGCUCAAAUCUCGAACUGCGAUUUUUCGAAGGAUGAAGCGGAGAACAUCUGCAGCGAGCCGCUGGAGAAGGGAAACUGUAAGGGCCGCGUGCUACGUGUGUAUUUCAACAAACAAACAGGCAACUGCCAAUGGUUCAGCUACUCAGGAUGCAACGGUAACCGGAAUAAUUUCCCGACAAUAGUGGAUUGCAAUUACGUCUGCGGUGAUUUCCAAAGGGAAUUGAGGGCGAAUCUGUCGGCGAUCAUGAAAAACUUUAAGGUAUCCCUCAGCAGUGUCCUCAGCUAUCAUAUCCCUGUGCAAGAGCAGCGCAGCACGAAGGCGAAGAGAGCGCAAUACGGUGACCAGCGUUUUAAAGGCUUUCAACCGAGUAGUCAGAUAAUGGAAUCGAGCGAGGAUAAUAAAGUGGACUGCGAAGUCUCCGAGUGGAGUGAAUGGUCGCAUUGCAAGAACUGUCGUGGGUACACCAUCAGCACUCGGCAUGUUACGAUACCACCUAAAGGCGGAGGAAAGAAUUGUCCGAAAAAGCUUUUCCGCAAAAAGAAAUGUCACAAGACUCAAGAAUGCUCUUCACCAACCGACGGAACAGGUCGCCGUUAUUAUCGCGACAGGAAUACUGGAAACGAUCGCGAGAUUUCCGUAGAUUGCAAGGUGACGAAGUGGUCAGCGUGGUCGAAAUGCAGUGCGACUUGCGGCGUGGCUUUGCGCACCAGAGUCAGAAGCGUGAUGGUGCAGCCGCGUGGAUUAUGGGCCAAGCUCUGUCCAGCUCUAGCAGAGUUUAAGAAGUGCCCCAAAAUCGAUUGUCCUCAAUAACAAAUGUCCCCUUUUCAUCAUUCUCCAUCGCUAUUCUGUCGACAAGUACAGAAGACAUUGAUGCGCGGCUAUGAAUUUGUCCAGGAUCAUAUGUUUAAUUUACAGGACUCUUGUUAGACUGAUUAGCAACGUCCCUUCUUAAAUAUCGCACGCAAUAUCGAAAUCUCAGAGCGUAUAAGCAUAAAAGAGAUAGAAGAUAUCUCGAGGACGAGCAGCAAUUUUAUCCUACGGAAGUUUUUGCGUUUACGGUAAAUGUUCAAAGUUUUGCGAGCAAGAGAACAUUCGAGUUCUUGAAUUUGAAUCGUCAUUAAAUUGAUAAAACUAAAUGCUCUUCGUUAGGGUAAAAGGGAUGGAUUGGAUAUAGUUGCGUAAUGGAGAAACUGAUUCAUAGAUUCCUAGCGAAAUGUGUCCAAAGUAGAGAAAAUUAGAAUCAAUGAUUAUGACAGACAAUCUGAAAUAAUUACGACGCAUUGCGAUUUAUUAAUUAUUUUCAGUAUAACACCGGGAAGCAAAAUUGUUGUAUCUGUAAUUUGCAAGAAAGUUAUAACGAAAAGAGAAUCAGGGGUAGAAAUCGAUUUUAUGUAGCUAUAUCCACCUUCUGUCUUCCAGCGUGAUUUACUACGCACAGGAUAAUCGUACCGCAGAUGAUUGCGACUUCAUCGUGUCAAUAUACUGGAUUAUAAUUUAAUGAUAGAUUUAGAUGUGCGACGCGAUGUAUUAGUAAAAUACAUUGCUCUACUUAAUUUAAAGCUAUGACACAAGACACGAUAUCUUCCCGGCAAGGGAAAUGGAAAUUAAGUUAAGGCGAACAUGGAUUUGCAUUCCAACGCGUCAGUUGUGCUUAGAAAGUGAGAAAGCAUCAGAAUUUUUGCGAGUGUAUCCGUAUUAUCAUAAUCAAAUAGUCGAAUACGUGUAUAGUUUCUUCGUGAAUCGCGUCAGCUGAUGAUAUUUAAUCCAAUUCAAAGUGCGAGAAGCGAGAACUGAACCAUAAAUCAGUCGCGGCACAUAUUACGUUAGUUAAAUUACUCGUUUCUGUAGCGCAAAACACAGGUAAAGCGCGUGCAAACGCUCGUAACAAUAACGUUUUCUCGCACGUAACGCGCGUCGCAUUCAUGGCAUUUAUCGUGCAUUGCAGAUCUCAGUGUAAGACCAAAGUUUAUAAUAGCUUCAAUUGUGAGGGCCGAGAGAGCCGCGAGGUAUUUUAAAGUAUGAUUGUAAAAGCGCGACGUAGACAUAUCAGUAGGUAGUAAGCCGUUUGUUUAACGCAUAAUGAGACGUUUUAUCGACGUGUGUGAAAUUCUUUUCACCGACAAUAAGAAAAGAAAGAAUAGGUAUGCUACAAGAAAGGCUAUUUAAAUGUUAUCUUUUUGUAAAAUCACUAUAUAUAUCAUAUAUUCGUACAUAUAUACAGAAUAAAAAUAAUCUCUAUAAAUAUAUUCACGUAAAGUAUGUAUACUUCUGACUCCAUUGUCUCGCGUCGAGAGUAUUUCCUCGAGCUGAUAAUAAAUUAUUAGUAAUUAAUUAUAUACUCAUAUAAUUAAUUAUACACAUUUAUUCGGC
This is a messenger RNA of Ooceraea biroi (clonal raider ant), 4447 nucleotides long. Its product is annotated as spondin-1. The record is from RefSeq and is a predicted model, not a curated record. Gene Ontology annotation, molecular function: serine-type endopeptidase inhibitor activity. Gene Ontology annotation, biological process: cell adhesion. Gene Ontology annotation, cellular component: extracellular matrix. Lineage: Eukaryota; Metazoa; Arthropoda; Insecta; Hymenoptera; Formicidae.